UUCAACCGGGCCACACGCACAAGCCGGAGACCAUCCUUCGGGGUUUUAGGAGAAAGUUCGCGCGGUUUGAAUUCAACCGAAAAAUCAGUGACAUACCCCACCUGUGGUGGUAUUUUGAUUGUUGAUUUGUACCAUUAUCAGCGCGUCGCCAGCUCCUCGGGUAACUCCCCGGAUAGGGGUGGUCAGGGGUCAGUGUACCAUUCGGAAGCAUUGUGAAUGUGUUUUAUGCAGAAAAACGACUGCGAUGGCAAACGUGCCUGAGCUGCAUAUGUGACAUAUGUGUGGAAUCAAAGCUGUUACAGUCAUCAAUGCAGGAUGCUGUUGGGUCAUUCCAAAAUAAUAAAGGUGUGAAUCUCGUUAAUAUUCCGAUCGCGCGCGCGUUAUUACUUCAGUAAACAAACACCGCAUGCAGGCGGGAAUUAAAGAUCGAUUAGCGAGUGGAUAGUGCGCAAGGGAACGCAGUGAAGGCGGAGAAUCCGCCCGGUAAAUGGCCGUGACGAGUGAUCAAUAGGGUUGAGCAAAUACCGUAGGGAUUGUGGUGAUAGACAGCGGUGUUGGAUGCUUUGAAGGCAGUGUUUUUUGCCGGGGAAUAAGCGAGUAUGUGAGUUUGAAUUUCGAGUAACGUUCAUAAUUCAAACGAAAUGGAACGAUACUUCCUCUCGUGUGGAUAUUUUGCCGUUUCGCGAUAGAAGGUUGAUCAUUCCUUGAAAAGCAUUGUUUAGAUCCCAUAAAGAUGUCCAACGCGUCGGCCACUGGAGCAAAUUCAUUUAUUCGUAAUUAAGAUGGAAAACCGUUUUGGCGACAAAUGUGAACUGCAGAACAUUACAGCGACACAGCCAAUUGCUGGAUAUAGAUCUUCGGUGGAUCCCUCGCCACUGUCGAUGCUGCCAACGGUGACAACGAAAAUAUUGGACCAUUUGACAGACGCCUCUUCGCGCUCGCAGGUUCCCCUGCUGCCUCCGGGCGGUUCAUCUUUUGUCCCGAGCUAUACCGGCAACGGCAGUUCAACGAGUGUAAACAUUAGCGCUUUGUUCCCCUUCAACAGUUUUGUUGCAACCAACUUCAGUGACCCAGUGACCGUUCCAGGUACGGUGGCCGAGGAUCAUAAUCGGACAAAUGGAACACUCGGGAUCGGUAUCGGGCCUAUCGGGUGUGGUGUGGAUGCGAGCCUGGAUUUUGCUCCGCCGUUCGGCAGUGGAGACAGUGUUGGUACGGGCAUCGACCAAAAACUGGAAGUAUCGAAAGCGAUGGACGAUGGCGACCAUCAGCUGCUGAUUGCCAACUGGCACGACUGUGUUAUUGUGAUAAUGUUCUGCUUACUGAUCGUAGUGACUGUGAUCGGCAAUACGCUAGUGAUCUUAUCGGUGAUUACCACCCGGCGCCUGCGAACCGUCACCAACUGCUUCGUGAUGAGCCUGGCGGUGGCCGACUGGCUAGUGGGGAUCUUCGUGAUGCCCCCGGCCGUCGCGGUCCAUUUGCUGGGAACGUGGCCGCUCGGAUGGAUACUGUGUGAUAUAUGGAUCUCAUUAGAUGUUCUACUGUGUACGGCGUCAAUCCUUAGCUUAUGUGCAAUUAGUAUAGAUAGGUAUUUGGCGGUAACGCAACCGCUCAAUUAUUCCCGCAGAAGACGAUCGAAGCGGCUGGCCCUGCUGAUGAUAUUGGUCGUUUGGGUGCUUGCGCUGGCCAUUACUUGUCCGCCCAUACUCGGCUGGUACGAACCGGGCCGACGAGAACUUGACCAGUGUCGGUACAACCAGAACGAGGGCUACGUGGUCUUCUCGGCAAUGGGUUCUUUCUUCAUUCCGAUGGCGGUUAUGAUUUACGUGUACGUGAGGAUAUCCUGCGUCGUUGCAUCCCGCCAUGACAAGAUGACGGAAAUCGAGGUGCAUCAGGUUUCUGACACAUUCGGACAAAACUCAUCAAAUGGCAGAAAAUAUAGCAAAGUUUCGAAAUUACUCCACCGAUUCUUACAUAAUUCAAAAAGCCAUCGAACGCGUGAUGCUGAGGAGGAAUGUUACCAAUACGCCUCCGAGAACGAUCCGGCUCAGUUAAGCCCCAAGCGAAAGCGCUCCUCGUCCCAACUCUCGACCGCAACCGCCACCUAUGUGACUCAACUAGGGGGAUGUUCGUCAAGUGCUUCCGCUCCCGGCGGCACCGACUGCCCGAAGCAUACCAACAAAAAGAACUACAAGAAUGGGCACUACGAGCUUGUCGACAUCAAUUCAUCAGCGAAAACCACAGUCCCAAUCAUGGCCAGGAGUAAGAGCGGAGAUGGGGCGAUGGAACAUCAGCAACAGUCACCGGCGUCGAAACGUAACCCCACCAUACACUACAAGCUGGCCUCUUCGACGGAGCUCUGGUCGUCGGCUAAUAACGUUUUCAAUCAGGAGCCAAAGCCGCAAACAACAAAUCAAGCGGGCGGUCUGAGGCGUACCAAUACCAUUAGUAACUCAAUUACGACUACAACCACGACGGUGACUGCCGGACGCAAUAUGCGCAUCCACCAGAAGUCCCUCUCGUCACGGAUCCUGUCAAUGAAGCGCGAGAACAAAACGACCCAAACGCUCAGCAUCGUGGUCGGCGGGUUCAUCGCCUGCUGGCUGCCGUUCUUCAUCCUCUACCUCCUGACGCCGUUUCUGCCCAAAGAGCUGGCAGCACCGAAGCUGGGCGAAUUUUUCACCUGGCUCGGAUGGAUCAACAGCGCCAUCAAUCCGUUCAUCUAUGCGUUCUAUAGCGUCGAUUUCCGGGCGGCUUUCUGGCGCCUGACGCUGCGGCGAUUUUUCCGAAACAGCGAGAAAGCACCAUUCGCCAACCCACAUAAUAUGUCGAUGCGGCGAUAGGGAGGGAGGAAGGAAUUUUUACCGGGAAACUGUCUCAUCAUUUGUGCUAGCAAACUUCCAGCAGAAUUUGUACAGAUAGCAUGAAUUUCGCACAAUUGCACUUUUCGUUACUGUUAGUUGUUGUUGUUGCUGCUGUCGGCAGCCUCCGCGGACUGCGAAACGAUCGCAAGUUUUUUUCCACCACAAUUUUACUCUAGAUUCAGAGUGAGAGUGAUAGAGAAAGAAGAAUGAAAUCGAUGUUCAUAUAUUCGUCAAAAUGCUAUCUUGUUUCGAAUAGAACAUAAAAUGGAAACUUUUCGUAACCCUCUUGCUUUUGGAGAGUGGUAAUAUCACAUUCCUCAAGAAAAAUUAAAUUCUCCUAACUUGAAAACCUUACCAUUAAUUAUUUGUAUUUUUUUCGUGAACACCAUGUUACAAAAGUAACACUGUUAUUCGUAAUAUCUAAUCGGUACAUAACUGAA
Messenger RNA from Toxorhynchites rutilus septentrionalis, 3301 nucleotides. RefSeq names its product 5-hydroxytryptamine receptor 1A-alpha. Gene Ontology annotation, molecular function: G protein-coupled receptor activity. NCBI's taxonomy places the organism in Eukaryota, Metazoa, Arthropoda, Insecta, Diptera, Culicidae. The transcript has 7 exons. Gene Ontology annotation, biological process: adenylate cyclase-activating adrenergic receptor signaling pathway. The record is from RefSeq and is a predicted model, not a curated record. Gene Ontology annotation, cellular component: membrane. Bases 783 to 2840 code for a protein of 685 amino acids.